UCACACGUCCACUGGCGCGCUGUGCUUUGGACUCGUGCGGCAGUAGAUCAUCGGUACAAGCACGAGAUGUCUCCUUCACAUGCAGCCAUAUAGCGGCUAAUUCGGUUUUAUAUACCCGGAAUCGCGAAGAACAGCGACGCCGCACCAUCCGGGAGCUUCAUCUGGUCCGACUGAAGUCAAUCCAGCCUGUUUACACGGAUCGGUUCGGCGUCUGUAUUCAUGAUAUUUCGGGCAUUAUAUUGUUGAACAUAACAGAUAAUCAUGGCGAGUGACUCUCCUGCGAGGAGUCUGGAUGAGAUCGACCUGUCUGCUCUGCGGGACCCUGCGGGCAUAUUUGAGCUGGUGGAGCUUGUGGGAAAUGGGACCUACGGACAAGUUUAUAAGGGACGUCAUGUUAAGACGGGCCAGCUCGCUGCAAUCAAGGUCAUGGAUGUCACAGGGGAUGAGGAGGAGGAGAUCAAAGCUGAGAUCAACAUGCUGAAAAAAUACUCCCACCAUCGAAACAUCGCCACCUACUAUGGUGCCUUCAUCAAGAAGAACCCACCUGGCAUGGAUGACCAGCUCUGGCUGGUGAUGGAGUUUUGUGGUGCUGGUUCAGUGACAGACCUGAUAAAGAACACCAAAGGAAACUCUCUGAAGGAAGAGUGGACAGCCUACAUCUGCAGAGAGAUCCUCAGGGGUCUGACCCACUUGCAUCAACAUAAAGUCAUCCAUCGUGAUAUCAAAGGUCAGAAUGUUUUGCUCACGGAAAAUGCGGAAGUCAAACUAGUUGAUUUUGGUGUGAGUGCACAGUUGGACCGUACCGUCGGUAGGAGGAACACUUUUAUUGGCACGCCAUAUUGGAUGGCUCCAGAGGUCAUAGCCUGUGAUGAGAACCCAGACGCCACGUAUGACUUCAAGAGUGAUCUGUGGUCACUGGGAAUUACGGCGAUUGAAAUGGCAGAAGGAGCCCCUCCGCUGUGCGAUAUGCAUCCUAUGCGAGCACUUUUCCUCAUACCUAGAAAUCCAGCGCCCCGUCUCAAGUCUAAGAAGUGGUCUAAAAAGUUUCAGUCAUUCAUUGAGAGCUGCUUAGUGAAGAAUCACAACCAGAGGCCCAGUACUGAACAGCUCAUCAAACAUCCCUUCAUUAAAGACCUUCCCAAUGAGAGACAGGUCCGAAUCCAGCUUAAAGACCACAUUGACCGGACCAAAAAGAAGAGAGGAGAGAGGGACGAGACCGAAUAUGAGUACAGUGGAAGUGAAGAGGAGGAGGAAGAGCGAGACAUAGGAGAGCCGAGCUCCAUCAUAAACAUCCCUGGGGAGUCGACCCUGAGGCGGGACUUCCUGCGCCUACAGUUGGCCAAUAAGGAGCGCUCUGAAGCCUUGAGGAGACAACAGCUAGAACAGCAACAGAAUGAGGAACAUAAGCGCCAACUACUGGCAGAGAGGCAGAAACGUAUUGAGGAGCAGAAGGAGCAAAGGAGGAGACUAGAGGAGCAACAGCGACGGGAGAGAGAGCUCCGGAAACAGCAGGAGAGAGAGCAGAGGAGGCGCUAUGAGGAGAUGGAGCAGCUCCGGAGAGAGGAGGAGAGGAGGCAUGCUGAAAGGGAGCAGGAGUAUAUUCGCCGGCAGUUAGAAGAAGAACAAAGGCAGUUGGAGAUUCUUCAACAGCAGCUUCUCCAAGAACAAGCUCUUCUCCUGGAAUACAAACGGAAGCAGCUGGAGGAGCAGCGGCAGGCCGAACGGUUACAGCGACAGCUGCAGCAGGAAAGGGCUUACUUGGUCUCACUGCAGCAACAGCAACAAGAACCACGACCUGCAGACAAAAAACAACUGUACCACUACAAAGACUCUGUCAACCCCAGUGACAAACCGGCCUGGGCUAAAGAGGUGAUGGAGAGGGCUCAGAGUAACUCCCCUCGAAUCCCUCCCAAGAAGCACCAUUCGUUUAACAGUCCUGGAGAAAAACGUGUCGGCCAAGUCCUCCCUCUUGACAAGAGCUCCUCUAAACAGCCCACGAGGCCCCCCUCGUUCCCAGCAGCCUCCUACUCGAGAGAGUUGGAUCUGGCCGAGCCACAGCUCAGGGUAGUCAGUGGGCCAAACGUUCCUAAAAUCCGUGUGUCUUGCGAGCCAGAUCCAUCCCAGGUGGCCAGGAUGGUCCAGCAGCAUCUUGAGCAAGAGUCCCGGGGCCGUAAUCCCGGACAGUCCAGCAAAGGGGCUGAUAUUGAGAGAGACUUACACGUCUCAAAGGUUGAGGAACGCUCCAAGCUGAACCGCCAGAGCUCUCCGGCUCUCCAGCACAAAGUGGCCAACCGUAUUUCCGAUCCCUCCCUGCCUCCUCGCUCAGAGUCCUUCAGCAGUGGAGGCAUACAGCAGUCCCGGACGCCUCCCAUGCACCGCCCAGUAGAGCCUCAGAUGGCGCACCUGGUCUCUGUGAAGUCCCAUGGCUCUUCCAUGACGGGAUCCCAGUCGCUGCAUGAUCAGUCCUCUCAGGGCGUCUCAGCCUUCCAAGAGGGUAUGUCGCCUCACCGACCCCCGAUGCCUCGGCAGAACUCUGACCCCACGUCAGAAACCCCGGCCCCACCGCCUCGUAUCACCAGCCGAGACGAAAAGUUUGACCGCAGCUCUUGGCUGAGACAGGAAGAUGAUGUCCCUCCAAAGGUUCCCCAAAGGACCACUUCCAUAUCCCCUGCACUGGUGAGAAAAAAUUCUCCAGGGAAUGGACCGGGUGGAUUGGGACCGAGAACCGGAGCACAUCUGAUUCGAGCCAGUAACCCAGACCUGCGGAUUUCCAUGGAGUCUGCUAUCCAGAGAACCAGCAGUGGGAGUUCUUCCAGUUCUAGCACGCCCAGCUCUCAGGGCGGCUCCAGCGAGAGGAACCGUGUGGGAGGCUCCAGUAAACCUGAGGGAUCUCCAGCAGUGUCCCAAGAAUCCAAGCCCAAAACCCAGGAGGAGAACAGGGAGGUGACCAGACCCAGCCGACCAGCGGACCUCACUGCUCUGGCCAAAGAACUUCGUGAGCUGCGAACCAAUGAGGAAACCAACCGGCCUCCUAGGAAAGUGACGGAUUACUCCUCGUCCAGUGAGGAUUCAGAAAGCAGUGAGGAGGAGGAUGGAGAAGGCGGUGCUCAUGAUGGAACUGUGCCCGUUAGUGAUAUUCCACGCAUCAUGCCUUCAGCUGGCCAGGGUGGCACUGACUCACUGGUCAACCAGGAGGAUUCUCAUCCCAAUGAUUCAUUUGGCAAAAAUUCACAAGACAGCACCCUGAUGAUGCGAGAGACGUUUGGGGAAAGAAAGCUCGGUCAAUCCGAGAGCAAUGGUUUCCCCGGUAACUCCAAUCUGCCUGAUCUAGUGCAGCAAAGCCACUCGCCUGGCGAGGGCCCUGGGCGGCUUUCUAGUGGGCUGGACCUGGACUCUGUGGCUGAAUUUGGGAUGGGUAGCGGGUCCAAAGCCUCAUUCACUCCGUUUGUGGACCCACGAGUGUAUCAGACUUCCCCCACAGAGGACGAUGAGGACAACCCUGCCUCAGCUCAUUUUGCAGAUGAACAUCUGCGGCAGGAGCAGGAACAGGAACAGGCUCGACUAAAUGAGGCUCGGAAAAUUUCUAUUGUUAAUGUCAAUCCCACUAAUAUCAGGCCACACAGCGACACACCAGAAAUCCGCAAGUACAAGAAGCGCUUCAACUCUGAGAUCCUUUGUGCGGCACUAUGGGGAGUGAAUCUGCUGGUAGGAACUGAAAAUGGACUGAUGUUACUAGAUCGCAGCGGUCAGGGCAAAGUUUACAAUCUGAUCAACCGCAGGCGCUUUCAGCAGAUGGAUGUUUUGGAGGGUCUCAAUGUCCUGGUUACCAUUUCAGGCAAAAAGAAUAAACUGAGGGUCUACUAUCUGUCAUGGCUUAGAAACAGGAUACUUCACAAUGACCCCGAAGUAGAAAAAAAACAAGGGUGGAUUACAGUUGGUGACCUGGAGGGAUGUGUCCAUUAUAAAGUCGUCAAAUAUGAGAGGAUUAAGUUCUUGGUGAUUGCAUUGAAGAAUUCAGUGGAGAUUUAUGCCUGGGCUCCCAAACCCUACCACAAAUUCAUGGCUUUCAAGUCUUUCACAGAUCUUCAGCACAAGCCUCUGCUCGUGGAUCUGACGGUUGAGGAGGGUCAGAGGUUAAAGGUUAUCUAUGGCUCCAGCGUUGGUUUUCACGUGAUAGAUGUCGACUCUGGGAAUCCGUACGAUAUCUACAUUCCGUCCCACAUUCAGGGCAGUGUUACCCCUCACGCCAUUGUGGUGCUUCCCAAGACCGACGGCAUGGAGAUGCUUCUGUGUUAUGAAGAUGAGGGAGUCUAUGUGAACACAUACGGCAGAAUCACUAAAGACGUGGUGCUCCAGUGGGGAGAGAUGCCCACCUCUGUUGCCUACAUCCACUCCAACCAGAUCAUGGGCUGGGGAGAGAAAGCCAUUGAGAUCCGCUCCGUGGAAACGGGACACCUCGACGGAGUUUUCAUGCACAAGCGAGCACAGCGACUGAAGUUCCUUUCUGAGAGAAAUGAUAAAGUGUUCUUUGCCUCGGUCCGAUCAGGAGGCAGCAGCCAAGUUUUCUUCAUGACCUUGAACAGAAACUCCAUGAUGAAUUGGUAAUUCAUCCCCGCCCUUCCCUGCAUUGUAUCUGUGGACCUUUUCUACUUUAUUGAAAAGUGUGAAAAAAGGAAAGACAGGAAAAUCCAGGUGCGCUGGAUAAUCUGGCAGACGGCAGAAAGACCAAACAUAGCUGGGACCUUCUCAGAAGAGUCAAAGACAAACCCAAAAUCCACAACCCCCCUCCGUGAACAACAAAGGGGCGCCGGACAAGCGGUCUGCAUUAUUUUUUAUGGCUCUUUCAUUAACAUGCGUGGGGUUCUGGUGUUUUUGUCCUUACAAAUCUGUAUCUAGAUUCCUCUGGAGGUCAAGACUGGAAAUACGGGGAGUGAGACCCACAGAGUAGAGUCAAUAUUUGUACUGUUAAGACACUUUUUGACAAUAAUUUAUCACGGUUGCGCAGAACGUCAGUAAACUUCCCUUGCGGGAUGAAUCCAUUGAGGCUUUCUCCUUUUUUAUGUUUCAGCUUGGAAUGCACACAGAUGUUUGUGUCAUGUGAAGAUCACUCUAAUGUCUGAUAUUAAAGACUUGUAUGAUACUACGUUGGAGCAGACACACUUCGGGCUGUCCACAGAAUGCCUUAAAUAUGAAUUCGCAAAGCUGCUCGUUUUUAUUUUUUAAGUCCAUAAUAUGCAUAUUUCUGUAAGGAAAAUGCUACUUUUUUGGAUUGAAAUUGAUGCCUGCUGAUAUGGACGUAUAAUGGAAAUACAAACGAUUUUUGAAUAUACUGUGCAUUCCUAGUUUUAGCGCAAAGCUCUAUAGUAUUCACAUUCGGAGCCUGUGGUUUGGCACUGUUUUCCUUGUGCUCAGGGAGAUGGUGCUGUAGAUCUUUUCCAUUCAUUUCCAUGCACAUAGUUCACUCUAAAAUUUCAAUUCUGUUCUCAUAUACUCACCUUCAUGUCGUUGUUCCUCAGACGCAAACAGAGAUGUUUAGCAGAGUGUUCGAGCUGCUCUCUUCCAUACAAUGAAAGUAAAUGGUGACCAGCUCUGAAACAGACAAAAAACAUAGUAGUGCACUAUAUUUCUAGUUUCUGAAGCCAUAUGAUGUGUGAGGAACAGGCUCAAAAAGGUUCCUGUAGCCUCAACAUUGACAAAAAAGUUAUGAGGUGAGUCAUUUUUGGGUGAAUUAUUUGAAUUGGAUUAGACCGUUCAUUUAAGGUUUAAACAGGUCUACAGUUUCGAUUCUUGAACGCUUUAUUAUCACAGUGCUAAAACAGUCUGAAUACUUUAAGUGAUUGGUAAAUACUACAGAGCUUUCUAUUGAAACAUAAAAAAGUACAUUAAGGUUUUGUUUAGAGCAUCGCAGUUGCUGUGUAAGAGUGUAUGUGAAUGAAUGAUCAAAUGUAAUGCUUUCCACCAACAAUAACAAAACAAAAAAGUAGAUAUGUUACCACUAACAUACCAGCAAUCUCACUUGUUUUGGGUUCUGGAGUGUCAUUAGAACACCAUACCAUGUGUCAUUAGAAUAAGAAUGUGCUGCAGUUUUGUACUUUUAAGUUUGUUUUCUCAUUACUUUCAAGCAAAGUGCAAUAAAGGCCAAGGGAAUUGAGUCCUGGUGAGUCGAUUGCUCACCUCUCCUCAUGAUGGAUCUUCAACUGUUUCUAGAGGGUCGUUCACCCACUACCACACUCUGUAAAUACCCACUUCCUUUUUGAAAAAAAAAAAAAAGUCACAAUCGAAUGCAUAGGAACUGUGAGGGUGUGACAGAAAUGUACGAUCCUGUGUAAGACCCUGUGUAAGACCUGUGCGAAUCACGUGAAUCUGAAGAAGGGUCGUGUUUUGUGAGUAGAGCUUCCUUUUAGGCUACCUCGUUUCUGUUCACCUGUUGGAUCGGUUCAGUUUUCUAUGUUGGUAAUGAUUAAAACAAUUUGUACGUGACACAAUGUAAGGCAAUAUUCCAGAUCAUCGUAAGUAUUCUUUUCUUGAAACGCAACCAGUAGAUCAGUGAAUUUUUAACAACGUUAAGUAUUUUCAAUUGGCGACGUAAUGUAAAAGAAGGCUAUGUUGUCAUUCCAUGUAGAUUCAGAGUUGAUUUGAGUGUAGCGUGCCAGACAGAAGUAUUCCGAUGCUUUUUCAAAAUAAUAAAAAGAAAAAAUAUCAUGGUGCAGUCUUGUGCGAAUCAAGCCAACACUUCAUACAAGGGAGAUUCUUCAAUUAGAGGAACUUUUUGAUACCCAAGGAUGAUUUUAAAGGGAACCCCGGGUAUUAAGUCUUGUGUGGUUUAAUAUAACGUAAAUUAUGUCUGUUAUUGAUAUGUAGUAGAAAACCCACAUCGUUUUAUACAUAUUUUGGACUAUGGGGGGCGCCAUUAUGACGUAAAAUGGUUUGCGUGUUGCUAUUUUUACCACAACACAACUUGGAAAAUAAAAUACUGAUGCGAUGACCACAGCUACUGAAAGAGCUUACAGGUGGUGAUGGAUAUAAGUGUAGACUUAAAACAUCAGUCUAAAUGCCCCGGAUAUCAAGUGAAAUCCAAACUUAGAAACUCCUUCGGUGUCUGCAAUGUCAUGACAAGCAUCGGCAUGUUUGCAUUCUGCCAGGAUGGCAACUAGCGUUUCUUGUCUCUGCCAUUUGUAAGCUUUUUCAGUAGCUGUGGCCUACUAAAAGCAUCUACAUCAAAGGCAUCAGGGCUAAAGUCGAAAGAACAAAGAUGCUGGUCUUUAGGAAGUUUUAUUCGUCCACAGGCAUCUUCGAUUUUUCCCCACAAGGAGUCUAAACACCCUUGGAUAUCGAGUGAAAUCAACACUAAGAAACUCCUUCAGUCAAUGCCUGCGGCAUCUUGACAAGCGUUGGCAUGUUUUCAUCCUGCCAGGAUGGCAUCUAGCAUUUCUUGUCUCUGCCGUUUGCAAGCUGGUUGAGUAGCUGUGGUCUGCUAGACAUCAAAGGCAUCAGGGCUAAAGUGGAAAGAACAAAGACGCAGGUCUUUAGGAAGUUUUAUUCGUCUACAGGCACCUUCGAUAUCCAGACCCCUGGAUAUUGAGUGAAAUCUAUGCUGAGAAACUCCUUUAGUGGCUGUGGCAUGAUGACAAGCAUCAGCAUUUUUACAUCCUGCCAGGAUGGCAUCUAGCAUUUCUUGUCUCUGCCGUUUGCAAGCUGUUUGAGUAGCUGUGGUCUACUAGACAUCAAAGGCACGAGGGCUAAAGUGGAAAGAACAAAGACGCAGGUCUUUAGGAAGUUUAAUUCGUCCACAGGCACCUUCGAUUUUUGCCCACAAGGAGUCUGAACGCCCCUGGAUAUUGAGUGAAAUCCACACUGAGAAGCUCUUUCAGUGGCUGCGGCAUCAUAACAAGUGUUGGCAUGUUUGCAUCUUGCCAGGAUGGCAUCUAGCAUUUCUUGUCUCUGCCGUUUGCAAGCUGUUAGAGUAGCUGUGGUCUACUAGACAUCAAAGGCAUCAGGGCUAAAGUGGAACGAACAAAGAGGGCCACAGCUCUGUGGAGUUUAGCUCCAACCAGCUCCAACUCACACCUGCUUAAUAAUUUCUAGUAAUCCUGAAGACCUUGAUUAGUUGAAUCAGGUGUUUGAUUAGGGUUAAAGCAAAACUCUGCAGAGCUGUGGCCCUCUAGAAUUUGAGUUUGAGACCAAUGGCGUAAAUCUUUCAUGGGUUUUCUACUACGUGUUUCAGUAAGAGACACAAUUAUAUUAAGCCAUACAAAUCUUUCAUCUUUCAUCAAAGCCAUGUUCAGUUUACUUGUAAUUUAUUUGUACAAUGUUAUUUUAUAAUCUUUUUUUUUUCUCCAAUAUUACUGUCAUCACCACCAUGCCAAGAAUCGUAUUUUAUCAACUAAGAUUUUUACAUUUAAAUUAUUGAUUUUGUUUUUUCUUUAUACCAAGCACACAACUGUCACAUUAUUUCAAAAUAUCGUAUAUACUGUAAUUGAUAUGAAACUGUGUAGUGAACUUGCAUUUUUAAGAUCACGCAUACUCAAAAAUGCCUCUAACUGCAGAAUCGCCCAUUUUUAGACUUGAAGUCCUUCCAAAUGACGUGCCGUUUUAUUCAAAUAGGUGGAAUCAUAAAUAACAGUCCUUUAUAUACUUUUAUAUCUUUUCAUUACGGUUCUGUAAGGGCAAUAGAGUGUGAAAUUCACUUGACACAACUAGGAUCUUUUGAGACUUCAUGUUUUUUGUCCAUCAAACUGUGAACUGAGUGAAUGUGUGUGUGAAGUACUCAUGUGGUCUUCCCAUUCAUUUUAUCAACACAACUGUGAGGUCGGUUUUUUUUUUUUUUUUUGUUUGUUUUUUUGUUUUUUAUCAUCUCUCGAGUAUUUUGAUGUGUGCGUGACCUUUUUUUCUUAAUAUGGACAUUGUAAGUACAUCCUUUAUAUUCAGACUGAGUGAGUUGUUUUCUUUCUGUAUUUCUCUUAUUUUUUUGUGUAUUAAACUUGGGAUUUAUAGCACAACUGAGCAUUCUGGAUAUUGGCUGUUAUUUUUAUGGUUGUUCCAGUGUGUGCGAUUGGGUGGGUGUGAUUUAAACAUACUGUUUUGUGUUUUAAGCCUGUAAAACCACCAGUUAAAAACGUGCAGGCAUAUUGACACUAAAAUGAGAAAUGGUGAGGUUUCGAGAUUACAAGCCUUCUGUUAUAGACAUUUGAAGGUGAAACUGGGCAUAUCAUGUUUUGUUCUCAAAAUAUGCAGGCUGUAGUAUUUUAUAAAUAGAUUUUUAAGGCUAUUAAACUAGUAACUUUAAUGUAGCCUGGACUUUUAAGAGAUGAUGGUGAUCUCAUCUAAUCUGUGCCUAGUCCAUGUAGUGGGUGUUAUUUUAUUGCUUACAAUUUAUUACAUAUUGUAAAUCGAACAAGCAGUCACUCAAAUCCCCUUUGUGUCAUCCUCAAAACUCACAAAAGAGCUGAAUCUUCUAAACCGAAUAUUUUAUGGUCGUAAAACUUUUUACAAUCCAGUUUUCUUGAUAUUCUGAUCCGUUUUAUUUAUUGUUUUGUACAGUGCUUUAAUGCUGGUAUCUCAUUGUAUUUAGAAAGCAGCAAUGUUAAUGCUGUUUCUUUUUUUAAGGGAUUGUUUCUUUAGCUGUAUUCUGGAUUAGUUUGUUUUAAAGAACUAUGAGAUCUAUAUUAUAAUGUCAGAGAUGCUUUAAUAUGAGUGCUUUAUUUUACUUUUUUAUUAUUUUAAUGCAGUAUUGUUCAGUGCUCUUUCCUUAUGAAAUAAAUUCACCCCUGAUAACUGCGAAAAUGUUUUCAUAUUAUAGGGUUGUUUGUGGAGCUAUUCUAGUCUUGUUAACUAA
Molecule: messenger RNA, 9835 nt
Organism: Labeo rohita (rohu)
Lineage: Eukaryota; Metazoa; Chordata; Actinopteri; Cypriniformes; Cyprinidae
Gene: tnikb
Product: TRAF2 and NCK interacting kinase b
Exons: 33
Coding region: 262-4605 (1447 amino acids)
Biological process (GO): protein phosphorylation
Molecular function (GO): ATP binding; protein kinase activity
Source: RefSeq, a predicted model, not a curated record